GUCUCCCCGAGCUCUACCUCCCGCGGCUGGGGCUACCCUGUGAGCCGCUGACGCCGCGGCGUGCGCCUGGGGCCUCCAAAACUGUUUCCAAACUGCCAAAACCGGAGGUCCGGGAGUAGCGGCGGCCAAUCAGCGCGCGGCUUCCAUUUUAGCAGUAAACAGUCCUCAGCGAAGCCGCCUUUUGCCAACCCAACCCUGGAAAAUUUGCAGAAGUGGAAGGAGCAGAAAAUGCCAUGAGAGUGUAACUUUAAAAAGGAUCAUGACCGGAGAAGGGACCCGGUACCCCCAGAGUGGACCGUCCUCCUUUGGACAGAAGCAGGCCUAGUUUGACUCUGACAGUCCUCCCACUAAGUCUGCCCCAAUCCGGAGGUUUAAAUUCGGCUCUGCCAUUGAUGAGUUCAUUCAACUCCCGGGAUUCUCAGCAGCAGCUUGGAGGGUUACAGUCGGUUCCUCCGCUCCCGCCCUCGGACCAAUUAGGGAACAAUGAGGUGCUCCACUGUGGUCCGGGUGUGAUUCUUGGAAGGGAGAGGUGUCCCGAUGACCUGGAAGGAUCGUACCCCUCCCCGCUUCCUUUUCUUUUUCACCCACUCUUUCUAAUUUCUUUGUCUGGCACGCCAGUACCUCCUAGGUGAAGGGAGGGGCGGGGCAGCUUAUCAGUCCUCAGACUGGUUCCUCUGCCGAGAGGGUGGCUCCACCCACCGGUCACCCAGCAAGCUCGGGGCGGGGCUGCUCCUGGCGCCCAGCCGGUGGAGCCUGCCUGGAGAGGGCCACGCCAGCGGAAGGGCGGCCGGAGGUGGCCGGACCUGCCUUCCUACUGGACGCCAGGGCCCCGCCCCUUCCGGCCCGUUGGCUGAGAGCCCAGGCGUGGAGUACGACCUUUUGGACCCCCUGGGUGGAAACAACCUCUGCCUGGACUGUGGAGAUGGGCACCCCGCCAUCUCAGAGGCCGCCUGGGUCCAGUGCCGUCUCCAUCUGGCCAGUGACCUCGACGAGUUCCUACCCCUCCAGGAGUUGUGGUCUCCCCUGUGAACCAGGAGGAGGAGGUUGGCAGAUAACCCUUGACCUGUCUCUGAGUCUGGCUUUGUGGAGGUACCUCUUUGUACUCCGGCGGUGAUUCCCCCGACCCCACCACCAGAUGUUGAGCCUGGAGAGAGUCCUGGGACAGGGAUAGACAGCCUUGUUCCCCCAGGCUGCGCUGGGCCACCUCCCAUCCCUGGGACCUCAGAGGAUGGUCAGUUACUUCUGUCUCACGUGGGGUGGAUGACCCCUCAGGUGUGUAGUGACCUCCCAGAGUGUGCUGGGGCACCAGGGAAGUGGAAGCCAUUAGCAUUGUUGUUAACGUCCCCAUCCUGACCUGUGCUGGCCAGACCUUGCCCUGACAAGACAGAAGUGGAUAUGGCCCUAUUUCUCUCUUGUGAUCAGUUGGCCUCACUAGAUCCCAGGCCUAGAUGUGAACACAAAUCAGUUCACCCCCGCAAAUGCCACCUGCCAGCUCCCCUAGGCUUCUGUGUCAACAGCUUUGUGGCAAGAACCAGUUUAAAGAAUUUUUUCUUAUCCUCCUAAAUCUCUCCAGGAAUUCCUGGUGAAUAGAAGAAUGGCAUGGGUCCUCGGAACAUUUUGCAGGGCGCCGCCGCCAGUGCUGCCUGCUCCCGGCUAUGGACAACCGUGGGGCCCCAGCCCCGACUGCCGCCCCGGGCCCGGGCAAGAAGGAGCUGAAAAUCGUGAUUGUGGGCGACGGCGGCUGCGGCAAGACUUCGCUGCUCAUGGUGUACAGCCAGGGGUCCUUCCCCGAGCACUACGCUCCAUCCGUGUUCGAGAAGUACACGGCCAGCGUGACCGUGGGCAGCAAGGAGGUGACCCUGAACUUAUACGACACCGCCGGGCAGGAAGAUUAUGACCGGCUGCGGCCCCUGUCCUAUCAGAACACCCAACUCGUGCUCAUCUGCUAUGACGUCAUGAACCCCACCAGCUAUGACAACGUUCUCAUCAAGUGGUUCCCUGAGGUCACCCACUUCUGCCGUGGGAUCCCUACAGUGCUCAUCGGCUGCAAGACAGACCUGAGGAAGGACAAGGAGCAGCUGCGCAAGCUCCGGGCGGCCCAGCUGGAGCCCAUCACCUACACGCAGGGCCAGAGCGCCUGCGAGCAGAUCCAAGCCGCCCUCUACCUGGAAUGUUCUGCCAAGUUUCGGGAGAAUGUGGAGGACGUCUUCCGAGAGGCCGCCAAGGUUGCCCUCAGUGCUAUGAAGAAAGCACAGCGGCAGAAACAACACCGCCUGUGCCUGCUGCUUUGACACGUCCCGGCGGGGCCCACGGCCCUCACGGUAGAACUGACAGGACCCAGGUUCCCAGGUCCAGACUACUCCCUGGAUCCUGCCCCCUCCCCAGCUCUCGAAGGGCACUUGGAGUCGGGCGUCUCCAGGGCCUGGUGUCUGGAGCCUGUGGCCAGGCUCUUGGAACAUUCUGGAACUCUCUCCUUUCCCAGCUGGGGCUCUGACCACGAGCUCCCCUCCAGCCUGUGUGGUGGUGGUGGUGGUGAGCGAGGGUGCUGGACUCAGUCCCUCUGCACCCUGGAACUAGCAUUUGUCCCCAGGACUCAGGAGUGCCCUCAUCACAACCAACCCCCAGCUGUGUGUCCCCCUCUGCACACCCAGUAGGUCCUCAAAGGCUGUGCUUGAGAUGAGAAAUAACGUCUGGUAUGAGGAUAAAUGUGGACUUGGCAGCGUUCCACACGGCCCCCAAGCCUGCUCUCCCAAGUCACCCGCCUCCCUGGUUUCCUGAGAUAGGCAUGGCUCCAUCCUCCAGCUUCUUGCUUCCUCCCCGCAGGAACUCAGGCCCCAGGAUGGGACCGAGGCCUAUCAGGAGAACACAGGCCCCAGCCCCAAACGUGGGGGGCCGGCACCAGCCCCCUCCCUCCUCCCUUCCAAACAGAGGACUUCAGUCUCAGCCCUCAGCUUGGCCGCCAUCUUUCCAGAGCUGGACGCACAUGAGGCAGAGAAGAAGCUGUCUCAAAAAGCAAAAAGUAUUCUCUGGACCAUCCACGUGACCCUUGCUCAGCGUCUCCUCACCUGCAACCCCUCCGCUCGCCACUACUUGCCAGAAACCCGAGGUGAAAAGUGACAUCAGCUCCGAGAGAUCUUGGGCAAGUCAGGUCUCUCUACAGACUGUCUGCAGAAGGACGGCACUGGCUCGUUUAAAUAGUCAUCGAGCUCCCAUCUCUCACAGCCUCCAAUUCUGCCAAGAUGUGGAGAUCUGGAACCAAGGCCAUCCUGGCCUCCUACGAGAACAGACUGGAUUAACCCCCAGUGCAGAUUCACUGAACCUCCUAGAAGGUCUGGGGUCAGGGGCCCAAGAGUUUUUAAACAAGUGCCCCAGGUGAUCCUGAUGCCCCAGAGAUUGAGAGCUGGUGGCUCCUGAGUAAGCCCAGGAAUCAGCGUUACCUAAGAUGAGAUAAUGGCUUCAGGUGGCUCCUGCCAUCCCCGGUAUCUCCUGCCUCAGCCCCCUCCCUUGCCCAGUGCUUCGGCCCCCACUAGGCCUGAGAAAGAGACUUCUGAAGUCUACCCCACCCCACCUAGGUUCCCCAAGGCCCUGCCACGCCCUGGGGAGUCAAGAGAGCAUUCGGUCCAAGGCUUCGUGGACAAAUGAUGGUCUAGGACAGAGGUCCACAAACCACAGUCUGUGGGCCAAAUCUUUAUUUUUGUAAAUAAAGUUUUAUUGAAAAACA
Messenger RNA from Eubalaena glacialis (North Atlantic right whale), 3721 nucleotides. RefSeq names its product ras homolog family member F, filopodia associated (gene RHOF). NCBI's taxonomy places the organism in Eukaryota, Metazoa, Chordata, Mammalia, Artiodactyla, Balaenidae. The coding region runs from base 1656 to 2291 and encodes 211 amino acids. The transcript has 11 exons. Gene Ontology annotation, biological process: small GTPase-mediated signal transduction; cell migration. Gene Ontology annotation, molecular function: GTP binding; GTPase activity. The record is from RefSeq and is a predicted model, not a curated record.